AUGGCUGACUUUGGAGAUUAUCCGCCAAACAUGGCACCACAAAACGCAGUCGCAGUCAGGAACGCAGCCGGACCAGAUCAUGCUGUUGUCCCAUAUGCAGCCCAAGAUCUUUCUCGACCAAAUCAAGGUCCCUCCAAUCCAUUUAAAGACGAGAAAGCGAAUCUUAAGCGAAAAAAUGUCCUCACUGGAUAUGCGGAAGAAACGUAUAUUAGUGAACACACAUUUCGAAGUCGGCAUCGCGCAGUGGAGAGAGGUCCGAACAGAGAAUACAGAGGAGGAUUGGCAGAGAAAGAAGAGGCCGCUAGGAUACGAGCGAAGAGACAGAAGAAAGGCGAUGCGACGGUUGCAGAAGGAGAUAAUGCGUAUGUGGGACCUUGGGCAAAAUACAAGACCGUGGAAUAUGAGGAGGUAGGGGAGGAUGAGGAAUUGGCUAGCGAUGAGGAAUACGAGGAGGUUGAGGAGGAGGAUGUGGUCGAGAGUGGAACUCUGAUACCGGCAUUACCGCAAGCCGUUGCGAAGAGGAAAGAAGCAGAGGAGAUGGGCGAUGAGACGAGUGUUUUUGAAGGUUCACAGCAGUACGAUUAUCAAGGAAGGACUUAUAUGCAUGUUCCUCAGGAUCUGGAUAUCGAUUUGAAGAAGGAGGUUGGAAGUGUGAAGAACUUUGUUCCAAAGAAGUUGGCACAUACUUGGAAGAGCCAUACGAAACCCAUUGCUGGAUUGCGCUUCUUUCCUGGGUCAGGUCAUUUACUGUUAUCUGGGAGUGCGGACUCGACGGUCAAGAUUUGGGAUGUGUAUCAUUCGAGAGAGUUAUUGCGGACAUACUCAGGUCAUACCAAGGCGUUGUCGGAUGUCACGUUCAACGCCUCUGGCUCGCAAUUCCUCACAGCUUCUUACGACCGUAUGAUGAAGCUAUGGGAUACGGAAACUGGACAAUGCAUUAACCGUUUCACGACUGGAAAAACGCCACAUGUUGUACGUUUUAAUCCAUCAGUUGAGCAUUCAAACGAGUUUUUGGCUGGUAUGUCGGACAAGAAGAUUAUUCAGUUCGAUAUACGGACACGGGAAAUCGUCCAAGAAUAUGAUCACCAUCUUGCAGCCAUCAACACCAUCACUUUCGUGGACGACAACCGUCGAUUUAUGACUACCUCGGACGACAAGUCCCUUCGAGCAUGGGACUACAAUAUUCCAGUACCCAUCAAGUACAUUGCGGAACCACACAUGUACCCAAUGACCCGGGCCUCAGCACAUCCAUCAGGAAAGUACGUCGCCUAUCAAAGUUCCGAUAACAACAUCUUCGUCUAUGGAGCCAACGAUAAAUUCCGGCAAAAUCGCAAGAAGGUUUUCAAGGGACAUAAUAAUGCCGGGUAUGCAAUCGAUGUUGCAUGCAGUCCGGAUGGACAGUUCGUGGCCAGCGGAGAUACAGGGGGCUAUGUGUGCUUCUGGGACUGGAAGACGUGCAAGAUGUGGCAUAAGAUGCAGGCCAGUGAUGGAGUGCUUACGUGUGUGGAAUGGCAUCCGCAGGAGAGUAGUAAGGUGGUGACGGCGGGAUUGGAUGGAAGUAUUAAAUAUUGGGAUUAA
Molecule: messenger RNA, 1578 nt
Organism: Hymenoscyphus albidus
Lineage: Eukaryota; Fungi; Ascomycota; Leotiomycetes; Helotiales; Helotiaceae
Source: the annotation of a GenBank genome assembly